CUAAUUUGCCAUUGGUCAGCCGUAAACUUAUGUGAUAUUUUUUCCGGAUCUAGCUCAAAUGUCAAUUCUGUCUGUGCAUCAAGUCAAGUGAAUUAAAUUCUGUGUAAUAGUUAGUACUGGGACUUGGACAAAUCUGAAUUUUCAUACGAUACGAUAUAAAUAGUAAUUGUUACGAGAAUAUUGAUCGACGUAGUGUAUAUUAAUUAAUAAAAUUAGGCAAGUUGACUUCAGAAAGUUGUAGCAUUGUCGAAAUAUCCAAUUGCACCAUAUACACCCAAUGUGACUGGAGAUAAGCAUGAAAAAAACUAAACUUGACUUGUCAUUUCGAAUCCGAUCUAUUAUUACAAAUGGCAGAUGCAAUGGCCGAUUGCAGUGGCGGAAUAGACUGGCCGACAAUUUUGAAACCCUUUCUAAAUUCAAAUUAUUCGUCCUCAGAACUGACGGAAUUAUGCGUUGGAAUAACUAAAGGUGAAUCAGAACUUUUGAGACCAAAGGAAACCAAUAAAAAUUUAGUGAGCCAUUUCGCUGUACUAGCGGCAGAUUUUAUUUCGAAAAGGAGCAAAAAUCUAACUGCAAGCCAACUUGAAACUGUAAAUGCAGCCUGUAGUGUUUUGCUCAAAUACUUUUUAAGUGCCCUUCAAACAGUGUGUAUAGAUGCUAAUACAAAUAAUAAUCUGAUAGAAAAAUAUUUAAAUGCCAUCCAGAUAUUGUGUGUAGGCACAGGGCUCUUAUCAACUUCUGAAGUUACAGUCCUCACAAACACAAUGAAAGGGGAAAAUUUACCCCAACAUAACCCAACCCAGCCAGGUAACGAAAAAGAGAAUAGUAAUAAAUCCGAAAAUGCAAAGACUAGAUCAGACCUUUCAAAUAGUAUAUUAGAACAAUUGACACUUCCUCUACGUGAUGGACAUACUGUAACACUCAACGUGGCUUCUACUAGCCUUCCAAACCCCACAGAUGAGAGUACAAGUAAUGACCCUAUUUCAGAAAUAAGUAAAUUGUUUUUAAAGUCCAAUACAGAAAGUUUACAAACUUUGAGAGCCGGUGAUACCUUAGUUGACCUUUGUUUAAAUUUACCAUCUUUCAAGAGGGCUAGAGCAAAAGUCGAAGAAGCUCUAGCUGGCAAACCAUUCAGUUUACCUGCGAAUCAUAGUGAAGCAACAACUUUAAGAAAUGGGUUAUCAUCGAUGGUAUCUGAAAUGAACCUGGCGAUGGCGGCGAUCAAUUUGCCAGUUUUAGAACCUCUCACGCCCACAAAAUUAGACAAAUUGAGCCACUUGAGUAUGGCCGCUUUAUACUGCGCUAUAAGCCAGGCAACGGCAUGUGCUUUUUUGAGCUCAAGCACAUCAGUUUCGCCGAAAGCCACAUCUCAGGCACAGUCCUGUAUAAAGGAGGAAGACCUAGACUCUAAUGCAGUGUCGCUUGUUGAACAAGCUCUCAACAUGUAUUCCUAUAUAGGUACCUCAAUUAAAAAUUCGACUAGAGCUGGCGGACAUAUUUAUCAAAAUCACCUUUUAUCUGGGGCUUGGGUACUGACUUCUGGUCUCCAAGCCCAUCUGAGUGCCAGCACGGGGUCGGGUACAGAAAAGGUUACACAUGUGAGAGAUCGCGAAGAAAAAAGUAGAAGUCCAUGCAAAUCUAGGGAGACAAACUCUGCCAGAUCAGGUCUAAUGAAGUUCCAACAAUCAUUUGGAGUUCUAUCUGUGGCACUAGCGACCAGAACUCUAUUAUUACUGUCGGAUCUUUUUGAGGACUUGCACUUGGAAGCUUGCAGUUUGUCCCCAAACACUGUUCAGACCCAGGUCGAUCCAGCCCCCCUCGCCGCCAUGGGCCAAUUCAGCGCCAUCCAACGCGUGGCCAGGAUCCUGAACGCGGCCCCCCUGAACCAGCUCCUCUUCUACCUGGCGAUAGUCAGCUACCGCAAGGCAUGCACCCUGAAACGCAUGCACCCGCCAGAAGGAGACACCUUCAGCCAAUCCGACUCGACCACCUACUACGAGGACAUGAUACUCUGUUCGGACGAGAGCACCACCGACGACGACGACGAUAGCGAGCCCAUACUGGGGCACUGGUUCGAGGAGACCCUGGCCCCCAGUGAGAACGCGGAGUCGAAGACGCCGUCGACGUCGGACAACGCCGAGACAAAGUCCGCCCAAACAGACAGGCAUCAUUCGAUCGUUCCGGAGAAGGGUGAGGCCAACAGUUACAUCUCGCUGGCCACCAACAUCUUCACCUUCCUGAAUAAACACCUGUUGUGUUCGAAGAGUCCCUUCGUUAUGAGGUCUGUGAAACAGGGUCUCACUGAACAGCAAAUGAUCAUUCUGGCCGCUAUUAUCAGAGAUCUGGACAGGGAGACCUCAAGAACGGAGGUGGGUACCAUCUCCGUCUAUUUCGGCACUCAGCUGGGACAACUCUACUGCGAAUUUUCCGGCGCCCUGACCAGGUUCACCCACAAUCUGAUCACCCACUCGAAUUUCACAUCUUUACAAACCUGCCUGCUGAAUCAUCUGGGCGUGUCGCCUUGGAACACGGAGGCGUGGCCUCUUCAAGUGUAUCCGAGAACUUUGGCUGUAUUGGCGCAGGUACUUCUGCUGCGCCCCCAGAACGAGAAAGAAGCCUCAGUUAUAAACAUCUGGCACAGGUUCGUGAACACCCUGAUAGAAAACGUGCUGAACACCUCACCGAACGUCUCGGACGCUGACAAUGAAGACCUGAACGUGGAACACGCCCAAGUCCUGCUCUAUCUCUUCCACUCCCUGAACCUGAUGCAGAAAAAGUCCGUGGUCCUGCUUCUCGCCGGCGGCGUGCUCAGAUGCUCCGAGGUCACGAGGGGACCCCUGAAGGACACCCAACUCCUCCAUCUGUCCAGGUUGCUGCUGCUGUUCGACUACAUCAUGAAACAUCUGUACGACGCCCCGUCCUCGCUUCUUGAACAGAUACAGUGGAACUUGUUCUACUCCACCAACCUGAACACGGAUAAGGACAAAGAGAACAACAUGACCAGGAUGUACACUUCAUGGCAGGACAUCGAGGACAAUCUGAGGAAAUCGAGCAACGUGGACGACGGGGCCAUGAGGCCUAGAUUUUACGUGCUGACCAGCUUCGAGAACAACAACCAAGACUCGCCCAAACUGGACGGUCUGGCCUGCAACUUCAUACUGGGCACGCCUGACAAACUCAGGUAUCCCCUGCUGUUGGAUGCCCUGAUCGAGAUACUUAAUGUCACUCAUGUCGCUACCGGACCUACGAAGAUGUCAACUUUGGGGUUAUGUGCUACUCAGUACUGCUUUACCAUCUGUUGGAGGUUGCUCCACCUGCUACCACCAUCUACGAAUUACAUGGAGAGACUGAGUUCCGGAGAGAACUUGCCACCAGGGCCUAUAUUACUGCAUUCUAUGAUUUGGGGACCACGUACCAGUCACAAAAACUUCAAUAGGUGGCUUAAGGACGGUCUUGUUAAGCAAGGGAUGUACACACAACACGCUGACAAACUACUGAAAGCUGUCACUGACCUCGUGAAUAGUUUGAAGUACGACACGGCAGUGGCAAAGACCUGCAUAACUACACUUAUACCAGAUGUCAAAAAAGGUGUCUUGAAGAAGGAAUCCUUCCCACCAAUCUUCAAUCUCAUGCUUCUCGACCUCUCCCUAGCCAAGCUACAGGUCAGGGUUGACGAAGCUGGCAACAAUGCCGAUACCCCUUCGCCUAACAAAUCCGCCUCAGUGGCGGAGGAGACGUGCAGCGUUCAAGACCUCCUUCCGCACGUUAUAAAACUGACACAGGCCAUCCUUCACUACAGCAGAUGGUCCGUCUUGAACACGGUCGUCGAACUGUCCGAAACCAACGCGAAAUGCUCGCUGCAGGACUUGGAGUGCCUGCAAGAUGUCCUAGCUGUGUCGUCCACUAAGAAUCCGCUUGUAAACGGACUGGCUGUUGAGUUGAACACUUUGCUGCCUCAAACUGUUUCCACGGUGCUACAGCAAUGGAGCGGGUUGGCUCUAGAAGAUUUUUCACCUAGCAUUUUCCAGAACGACAUAAUCCCAUCGGAAAACUUUCUUCUCAAGAUCGUGGACAUCCACAUAUCCUCACUGUCGAAGCAACCGUUCAACAUCAAUCUUUCUUUGAAACGUCUACUUCAGUGCUGCAUCAAUUUCAUCUGUGACCACGCCACCACUGUUGAGAACACCGACACCAAAAGCAAGGCCGUCGAGACUCUAAUCGCGGUGACAUUGAAUGCUAAGACAGAGUUUCUAUACGAAAGAGCCUCCAAAACCCUCGAUAAGAUGAUCGGAGACACCGAUACUGACGAACACCAGAAGAGAGUUUACAGACAUGUUUUGAACCACACCUACAAGCUUAUAGUCGAUUACACAUCUGCACCAUCAGGCGACAAUUCGGUUAUAGACGAGAAGAUCUUGCACAACUGCCUGAAAUUCUACGAGAAGAUCAUCGAGAAGUCCUCAGGUCGUCAGGCUCUGGAGAGCUUCUUCACCGGCGAUAAAGAACUAGUCAAGGUACUGCUCAGCGUAUCUAACGCCAAAAUGUCGCAGCUAUACAGCACUAGGGUCCUGCACUUCUUCAACAAGCUGUUCCAAGCGGCCGAGAAGAGUUCAACAGAUCCCAGUCUGAACUAUCUGUGCAGCAGCAUGAGCAAACUUGCCGAAGUCGAGGGUGACAAGCUACAGGAAUGGUUGAAACAGGUUAUAGUGGGAUCUAGUAUGACGCAAGCACCUGUGGUCGAGGUGAAAACACCACCUCCGAAAGAGGAGGCGUCUCAAACUAAAGUCACGAAAUGGACCGCCUCGCCACCUAGACAAUCGCUCACUUCGUCUCCGGUGUCGUCGAGCGAAACCACAAAGUUCAUGGUACAAGAGAACAGUCAACUGCUGCAGGCGCUUACGUCGUUCCUGGUCAAAAAAGGUAGCAACAUAACCGAAGAAGCCGCAUUGACGAUAUUAAAGGCGCUACUCCCGCUCGGCUCGCAUAUCUUGUCCCCUGUUUUGGAAGGCGUCGGUUUUGUCGACCUGAUGGUCGUCAUGACAAUGCUGGCGGACGGCGGUACCGGAAAGGGUCACGCCCACCUAUUCCCCGCCACGACUGAGUGGGUGUACUUAUGCAACGCCCACUUCAGAAAGAAGGAGGUCCUGGAUAAGAUAGGAGGCGACGGAACUGAAUCUACGAAGCCGAAUUACAUGCUGGACGCCGCCUGUUGCAUCAUGGAUUACGUGAGCGAGGUUGUGUCGAAGGUUACGCAACAAGUUAGUUCGGCAUCGAGAGCCCUCAGUCCCCCCUGGGAGAGCGAGGCCGUCAACGAUUUAGACGUGGAACUUCAAGAGGAAGGUAACGAGGAGGAGGAUAGCGGCGACGAUUCGGACGAAGACUCUCUUUGCAACAAACUGUGUACUUUCACUAUUACUCAAAAAGAAUUCAUGAACCAACACUGGUACCAUUGUCACACCUGUCGGAUGUUAGACGGCGUUGGAGUCUGUUCCGUGUGCGCGAAGGUUUGCCACAAGGGCCACGAUUUGAGCUACGCCAAAUACGGAAAUUUCUUCUGCGACUGCGGCGCGAAGGACGACGGCUCCUGUCAGGCACUGGUGAAACGCGUGCCGCAAGCCCUGGACUCGAGCCAGGAGACUAGAACUUCGUCGAACAACGACAAGUAUUCAAGUGACAUGUUGCCAAGCUCUCUACGCAGAAGAACGUCUUCGCCUGUAUCCUUAGACAGGCUGUCGCUAAAGAGAAAGACGCAGAACAAUAUACAACACCUUGAAGCAUCCAAGGCGUGGAUCAUCAACUACUUGGGCAACGUCCACGCCGCUUCGAACUUGAUCGACUUCAUCCAGACCCUUGUCCCCGCCAUCGACACGAUGUGCAAUGUCAAUUCGCCCGUCGGUUGUCAUUCGAGGGCAUUGGAGGCCCUGCGACGUCUGCACAGCGAGAACAAAGAAUACGUGAACAGCGAACAGCUUAUGGUGCCCACGUUAGGUUCACAAGAAGGCGCGUUCGAGAACGUACGGAUGAACUAUUCCGGGGAACAGGGACAGACCAUAAGACAGUUGCUCUCGGCCCAUAUAGUAAGAAGGGUGGCGAUGUGUUGCAUGACGUCUACCCACGGUAGGAGACAACACCUUGCAGUUUCUCACGAGAAGGGUAAAAUCACGCUGCUCCAGCUAUCGGCACUAUUGAAACAGGCCGACUCGUCCUCCAGGAAGUUAACACUCACCAGAUUGUCGUCGGCUCCGAUACCCUUCACCGUCUUGUCUCUAUCUAGCAAUCUCUGUAACGAGGAUUACCUAGCCGUGUGCGGCUUGAAAGACUGUCACGUGUUGACGUUCUCUUCCAGCGGAUCGGUGUCCGACCAUCUUGUGCUACACCCACAGCUCGAAACCGGCAAUUUUAUCAUUAAAGCCCUAUGGUUGCCAGGUUCCCAGACGAAACUGGCAUUGGUGACCGCCGAUUUUGUAAAGAUUUAUGAUUUAGCCGCCGAUUCGCUCAGUCCCCAGUACUAUUUCUUGGUACCCAGCGGGAAGAUAAGAGAUUGCACGUUUAUGUACGACGAAGGUACUUACCACAUACUCCUGAUGUCUUCCUUAGGCCACAUCUAUAACGAGGUUCUGAACGAAGAGAGUUCGGCCAGGCAUGGAUCGUUCUACGUUACUAACAACCUAGAAGUUUACCAUCUCGACGUCGCCGAUGCCAACGGUCAUAUAGCCGGAGGCGGAGUCAGCAUCUAUUACUCCCACACACUAGGAUUGCUCUUCUACAGUUACGUACAAGGCAAGAGUUUCAUAUCUCCGAUUACGCCGAAGUCUAACAGUCUGACCACCGCCUUCCCCAUAAACAUAUCGGCCAACAUUACGGCCAGCAAGGGAAACGGCGCCAAGAUAGUCGUCCAACCGCUCUGCCAAUGGACCGAGAUCCCCAACCACCCGGGUCUUAUAUGUUGCGCGAUGCAAGUGAGCAACAACCCGGUCAUACUGAUGUUGAAACCGGACUCGAUAAUGAUUCAAGAGAUAAGAGUGGUGCCGUCCAAAUCGAAGAUAAUGGACAUGGUAGCGAUCAGGCACAAUUCCGUAUGUGAGCUGCGCACCACCCUGAUCUUGCUGUGCGAGGACGGUAGCUUGAAAAUGUACAUGGCGAACAUGGAUCAGACAGGUUUCUGGAUGUCCUCAACGAUCCAACCCACCUCGUCCAACGGCUCACAGGUCAAGCAACGGAAGAAGAAAGCCGUCAAAUCGGGAAAGAUAAUCGGCUCGGUCACGUUUCCGGUCGAUUUCUUCGAGCACUGUCAGCCUAUGAACGACGUGGAGAUUGGCGGUAAUGAUUUGCUGCAGGUUUAUAAUGCUGCCCAACUGAAACACCGGCUCAACACCAUGAAUCUCUACGUGGCCUGCAACAAACCUCUCGGGUUUUCGGUCGAAGUGACCAACAACGACAACAACAUGGUGAUGACCGGUCUCAGGGUGCUGGUAGGCACUCAAGACAUACAAAGAGCUCCGUCAUUCGUCGAAGUAUUCGGCAGGAUUAUAAGCACUCAGGUGACUAGAAGCAGGUGGUUUGACAUCCCGUUCUCCAGAGAGGAGAGCCUGCUAGCCGACAAGAAGUUGGUAAUCAUGUUCGGUCCGUCCCAGGACCCGGAGAACGUCACUAUGGUCGACAGCAUAAAGAUAUUCGGAAAGAGCAAAGACUUGUUUGGAUGGCCGGAAGAGAAUGAGGACGUAACGUCGGCCGGUAAUCCAAACUCGACUCAAACCUCGACCAACACGGUGACCAACGUAGAAGCCUCUGCGGCCAACAACGACAUGCUACCAUUAACAAAAUUGGAGAUGUUGUCAGUGGGAAUCCUGGAAGCUCUAGACGGGUCCUUCUCACUGUACGUCACGAACGAUAAGUUAGCGGCUCACAAACUUGCCGCUUUGAAAGUAGCUACCCAACUGCUGACUUUACCUACGCCACCUUCCGUGCAGACGUUCUCCAAAGCGUUGUUAUCUUCGCUACACACAACAAAGCAACAAUACCACAACUACAAAGAUCAAGCGUUGUUACAGCACGUCCUAAGCAGUCUGAUAGAGAUGACCGAUCAUUUCGCGACCGAUCCGUCUAACAUAGAUGCGGAGAGCUAUUACAGACUUGUGCUCAUCGUGAAAGGAAUUGCCGUGGUGAGACCUCAGAAUUUGGUAAAAUUCGCAGACUCGCAUACCUCUAUACAGGACGUAGUUCUUGACGAUCCCUUAGAUUUGAAGAUGCCGCCAGUUAAAGAUCCCAAAAAGCAACACCUUCUACUUUUGCUGAUGGACGUGUUGUGGACUCUGCAUGCUAUUAAACCAACCAACACUAAUCUAGCACCGGUCGUAGUGCCCGGCUUGAAACAUACGGAGCAGAUAGUUUACGCUAUCGUCGAAAUAGUGCACGCCUUCAACAGCUGUGACACCUACAGCAACAUAACCAUAGCAGUCUACCUGCAGCUUCUGCUUUGCAAGGAUCCAGUGAUCGCAUUCAGCGCCAAGCAGGCCCUCGGUAAGGUUCUCAAGCCUAAGUUGAAGAAGAGGAGAGUAUUCAUCCCCAGCCCUCCAACCUGUUUGAGUCCGUUACCGGACAAGGAAGAGGCCAAAACGUCUCAGGCGCCGAUGCAAUCGAGUCAGGAAGAACAGCAGUCGAUGCAAUACGAGAUAGACGCCGUUGAGGCCAUCCAGAUGCUGCAACAACAACCGCAAGCCGAAGAUCACAAUCUAAAUCCACUAGAAGCGCUUUUAGGCGGUGCCGCCGGCAUCAUAAACAUUCCUAGGGACGCGGACGACGAGGCCAUGGUGGAACUGGCCAUAGCCCUAAGCCUCCAAGAUCACGAGAUGGUGGGCGAGCAAGGCUUACAGGUCUUGUCGGCCGACCAGUUGGCUCAGAACGCUCAGAAUCAAGCGGAGGCGGGCCAUUUCAGCGAUACCACUGCCUCGGCCGCAGGUUCUGAUGAUGAAGGGAGCACCGCAGCCACCGACGGUUCUACGCUGAGGACGUCUCCAGCCGAACAGGGUGGAAGUGCGGGGUCGGAGAGCGGAGGUAGUGGUGUGGAAAGCAUCACCGGAGAGCAUAACGUGUCGGGCAGGAGUUCCGCUUAUGGCGACAAUAUGCAAGAAAUGACCGUUGUCUCGCGUUCGGACACCAGCUCAACGCCCAACGUCCUGAAUCUGACCAUAGUCGAACAAGAUAACUCCCCCGUCGAUAUGGACUUGGAAAUCGACUCUGAGAACAGCGGGAGACUGCACAUCCUCCGGUUACAAUUGUUAGAACGACUGACCGAAUACCUAUCCAAGCUGAGAAACGUGGAAGGUGCGAGAGCCGUGCCUUUCUUACAGGUAGUACUCCAGCUCACCCUCGAACUUGACGGACAUCUGGAGAGGGACAGGGCAUGUUUGAACAACUUGCUCAGCACGAUCCUGAACGAGCUACAGCUGAACACGCCGGACGUGUCGUGUUAUAUCCGUAGAGAUAAACAGAAGGAGGUGCAAUUGAUCCUGAUGAGGCUGCUGAGCGUGUUGAUGUCUAGAUGCAAGACUUCUUCUUCGAACUCGUCAAAACCGUCGAAUCCUGACAACACCGUUUUCAUAUCCAAAACCACGGCUACGGUACUGCACAAGGCGGAAAUAAUCGCUUUCUGCAAUAAACUGCUCCAGUCUCUAUUGGAGUAUUGGAAGAACGCGGAGAAGGAAGAAGCCGCGCCCAGUGUUACCGGAAACCUCCUGAAAGAACACAUGCCACACCCAGCCCCAGACAUGACUCCGUUCUUCCUUAAACAAUUCGUGAAAGAACACGCAUCCGACGUCUUUGCAACGUAUCCCCAUCUAGUGACGGAGAUGGCGCUGAGGUUGCCAUAUCAGGUACACAAGCAUUCCGAAGUGGCCGAACCCAUCGCCCAAGCUUUCGACAACAGUUGGUAUCGUCAUCUGUGCGAGUAUAUGAUGACCUUCCAAGCGCCCUUCGUCAGGAGACAAAUAAGAAAGCUGCUGCUGUUUAUUUGCGGCAGCAAAGAAAAGUACAGGCAGCUGAGAGACCUGCACGCCCUGGAGACUCACAUCAAGGGGGUGAAACAGUGCUGCGCCAAGGGGGGCUAUCAGCCAGAAACUGAAGUGCAGCAUUCCCUAUCCCUGCCUUACGAUUCCCUGGUGGAACUGAUGGAACAUCUGAAGGCCUGUCUGGACAUAGCCGUCAGCAGGACUGGCAACUGGCAGAAGUUCUGCCUACACAAUGGAGACAUCCUGGCAUAUCUGCUGCAGGUCAGCUUCCUAUUGGACGAAGGCGUUGCGCCGACUGUUCUACACCUUUUGCAGUGCGCCAUAGUGAUGAGCGCCGGUAAUAUGAAGAAGGCCGAGCAGGGCAAGACUUCGCAGAGAAAAGAGAGAGAGAAAUCGGACGAUUCCGCUGCCGAGGCUCUUUUCGAAGAGUCCAAUUGUCUCGCCCUCGUAGAGCAAGUGAUCAAGCUCGUUUCCAGAGAGACUUUUGCCAGAUUCAUCAAGACGUUUAUGCUGGAAACCAACGUUACCCAAGUGAGGUGGCAAGCACAUGGUCUUGUAUUGGCAGUUUAUAAGAACUCGAACAAGCAACACCAAGAGUCGCAACUCUCUCUACUCUGGCAACUCUGGCCCCUGCUGCCCUCCUACGGCCGCAAAGCCGUCCAAUUCGUCGACCUCCUCGGAUAUUUCUCCCUGAAGUUCAUUCAGAGCAAUACCAACUCUAGUCAGACCGAGGAGUACAUCAAGAACGUAGUCUCGGUCCUACAGGCCCAGAACAAGAUACUGGCCCAUCAUCCCAACGCCAACCUCUACGCUCACAUGAGCCAGUUCGUCGAGCUCGAAGGCUACUAUCUCGAGUCCAAUCCCUGUCUGGUAUGCAACAACCCCGAGGUUCCCUUUUCCGCCAUUAAGUUGAGCUCCAUAAAGGUAGACUCGAAGUUCACCACGACCACGCAGAUCGUCAAGUUGACCGGCAGUCAUAUCGUCAGCAGGAUAACUGUCCGGAUUGGCGAGUUGAAACGUACCAAGAUGGUGCGUACCGUGAACAUCUACUACAACAACAGGAACGUGCACGCCGUUGUGGAGUUGAAAAAUAAGCCAGCUUUGUGGCAUAAGGCCAAGCGGGUCACGUUGCAGUCCGGACAGACCGAGGUCAAGGUGGAGUUUCCGCUACCCAUUGUGGCGUGUAACGUGAUGGUGGAAUACGCUGAUUUCUACGAGAAUAUUCAGGCGAGCAGCGAGACACUUCAGUGUCCUAGGUGCAGCGCAGCCGUUGCUGCCAACCCUGGGGUGUGCGCUACCUGUGGAGAGAACGUAUUCCAAUGUCAUAAGUGUCGAGCAAUAAAUUACGACGAGAAAGAUCCCUUCCUGUGUCACUCAUGCGGCUUCUGCAAAUAUGCUAAGUUCGAUUUUACAUUGUUUGCCAAGCCUUGCUGUGCCAUCGAACCCAUAGAGAAUGAUGAAGAUAGAAAGAAGACAGUGUCCAACAUCAACACCUUAUUGGAGAAGGCCGACAGGGUGUACAAGCAGCUUAUAGCUAACAAACCAACCCUAGAGAAUCUGAUCAUGAGAGUUUCGGACCACAGAAGCGAUAGAAGAUCCGAAGAGACCAACACUGCAGCCAGCGCACCAGCCAAUCAGGCCGCAUCGGCUGCUCCUGUGGUUCCUUCGCAACUCAAGGUCAACAGAACCAUUCAAGCUCUGGCACAGCAGUACUGCAACGAGUGUAAAACUGCCUUCGAAGAACUCAGCAAGAUCAUCCAAAAGGUCCUGGUUUCCAGAAAGGAGAUCGUGGCCUACGACCGCAAGCACAGGGACGUGGAUCUUCAAAAAUCCACGCCUCUCUUAAAAGAUACAGAGGAUCAGGACGAUUCGGAACUGGUUCCUGCGGAUCUCUGCAUCCGGACCAAGUGUUAUGGCUGCUGUUCUGCAACAAUCGAACAUUGUCUCACAUUGUUAAGGGCGUUGGCAACCAACCCGAAAACCAGGAAGAACCUGUGCUCCAAACAGCUGAUAGAGGAGCUGGUGUGCAACAAUCUGAGAAGGGGAAGCGCUCAAAUACAGGAGGAGGUCAGACAGCUGCUCUGCGUGUUGACGACAGACGACGAGGAGGCCACCAAGCAGUUGUGUAGCUUGAUAAUCCAGAAGUUCAAUUUGUUCCUCGGUAGCGACGUUAACAGUCUGGAGUUCAGCACCAGCAUAAAGCACGAGAUCGAUCUUUUGGGCGCUAUGGUCCAAAGGGACGAUAACAGCUGGGAGUUGAAGCUGAAGUGUAUGAUGAGGCUGUUUUUGGACGCUUGUGAUAAUCCUCAAGAUCCGUCUAUUAUGGAGUCUAUAAUAUUGCCAUGUUUGAAGAUUUUAUACAAUCUGAUGAAACCACCGGAAGCCAAUUCGAAAAAGUCUAAGGAUAAGACCAACGCAGUCGCCUCAAGACAGAGCUGCCUCACCGACAUAACCGUGAUGGUGGACAAGUGGCUGAAGGACGACCCCAAGCACAGUUUCGCGGCUUGGAAGACCAGGCUACCGAAGGAGGCGGGUACGUCUUCCGGACCGCCCGCGAACGCGUCCAAGGAAGACGUCAGAACCUAUUAUAUCUCCGAAAGAUACGUGAAGAAGUGGAAGGCGAAAGUAAAGGUGAAGAAACACGGCAGCUUCAACCUGAACCCGAACGAGAGCCGUUGGUUGGAGACGAUCAUGUUCAACCCGAUAUCCAGGCUGGCCAGACACGUGACCUGCAGCAUCAUCGAGCUGAUGUGCAACAACGACGAACGCAGGAAAGAAAUCCUGAUCCUGUUGACGUGCUGGCUUCCGGAUCUGUGCGUCGCCGGUGAGAGCGCGGCCGAAUUCCUGACUCUCUACCAGGGUCUCAUAGCGCAGCCACCCUGGAAACAGUACCUCACCAUACAGGGCGUGCUGACCGUGCUGGCCCAGCUGAUAACGGUCGAGAUCAAGAAGCUGCACAGGCUGGAGGAGACGACCCUCACCUCCGACCUGACGCAAGGCUACGCCCUGAACCAGCUCACCGAACUGCUGGCCUCGUUCUUGGACGAUCCGGCCAUCAGGAGGCAGAACAAGAGGAUAUUGGUGGCGGACGUGUUGGACGGGUAUCUGUCGCUAAGACGGCUUGUGGUACAGAGGACGAGACUGAUUGACGAUACGCAGGAGAAGCUUUUGGAGUUGUUGGAGGAGAUGACGUCAGGAACUCAGAAAGAAACCAAGGCCUUCAUGGCGGUUUGCAUCAAGACCGUGGAGAAGUGCAGCUUGCAGGACAUACUAACCCCCGUUUUCAUAUUCGAACGUCUAUGCUCCACGAUCUACCCCGAGGAGAACGAUGUCAGCGAGUUCUUCCUUACCCUGGAAAAGGAUCCGCAACAGGAGGACUUCUUGCAAGGUCGCAUGCUCGGUAACCCGUACUCCAGCAUGGAGCCUGGCCUUGGUCCCCUUAUGAGAGACGUCAAGAACAAGAUCUGCCAAGAUUGCGAGCUCGUCGCCCUAUUGGAGGACGACAACGGUAUGGAACUCUUGGUCAACAACAAGAUUAUGAGUCUGGAUCUGGCAGUGAAAGAUGUCUACAAGAAGAUCUGGCUAGCGGAAGGAGGAGAUCAUGAUGCAAUGCGAGUAGUUUAUCGAAUGAGGGGUUUAUUGGGAGACGCGACGGAAGAGUUCAUCGAGAGCUUGGACAACAAGACUGAAACGGCAGUGAACAACGAGGAAGUUUACAAGAUGGCCAACGUGUUGGCGAAAUGUGAUGGAAUAAAGGUGAUGGUAAAGAGAUUGGGUGCCAUACAGAAGAUCUGGAGGGCUAGGACUUUGGUUCAGGUCCUCUUGAAACUGUUCCGGCUCAGCGUCAAGGUCACCAAAUGCCAAGAGGUUCUCAUACAACCCGAACUGGGGGCCAUGGAAGUAUUCCUGAGAACCCUGAAGUUAUGCUUGGAAUGCGAAACGGAUGCUGCCCAAGGUCAAAUAACUGAACAACUUCUAGAGAUCAUGGAGACGAUCCUAUCCAAGGCCACUGGCGAGCCGCCUGAGACCUUCGUCAAGUUCUCGCAGACCUUCGGCGGUCCCGAAUACAUAGAAUCCCUUAUAUCCUUCACCGGACACCCCUGCGUCAAGAGCAACCAGGCCGUGCUGGCUCACCUCACCAAAGUACUAGCCGCGUUGGUGUACGCCAACGACGAGAAGAUGGAGAUACUCCUCAACCACUUCAAGCCGAUACUGGACUUCAACAAGUACGAUUACGAGCACACGCCCGAAGACCAGCAAAAACUGGAGAUGUUCUGCACCCUGACCAAUAGCAUAGAGAGGAACCCGACCGGCAACACCCUCAAGGACUACAUAGUCAAGUUGGGCGUGGUCAGAGACGCCCUCGAAUACAUCACGAUGCACGCCCCCUGCGUCAAACCCACCCUAUUGAGAACGGACAGCGACGAGCUGAAGGAGUUCAUAUCGAAGCCGGCCCUCAAGUACAUCCUGAGGUUUUUGACGGGGAUAGCGCACAGCCAUGAGAAUUCGCAGUUGGCUAUAGCUUCCGCGGACACUAUACCCAUCAUCCACAGGUUGGAACAGGUGUCGUCCGACGAACACGUUGGUUCCCUGGCGGAGAACCUCCUGGAGGCCCUAUGCACCAACCCGACAGUGGCCAAGAGGAUCGAGGAAGUCAGGGAGUUCACCAGGUCGGAGAAGAAGAGGCUGGCCAUGGCGAUGAGAGAGAAACAAUUGGGACAGUUGGGGAUGAAGACCAAUGACAAAGGACAGGUGACGGCGAAGAGCGCCAUCUUGCAGCAGAUCGAGAUGGAGCUGGGCGAAGAGUCCGGACUGGUAUGCUGCAUCUGUCGCGAGGGGUACAAGUACCAACCGAGCAAGGUGCUCGGCAUCUACACGUUCACCAAACGUUGCAACGUCGAGGAGUUCGAGAACAAGCCUCGAAAGACGAUGGGCUACUCGACCGUCACCCAUUUCAACAUUGUCCACAUAGACUGUCACAUGAACGCCGUCAGGCUGGCAAGGGCCAGGGACGAGUGGGAGUCUGCCGCACUGCAGAACGCAAACACAAAAUGCAACGGGCUGCUGCCGCUCUGGGGGCCUCACGUCGCAGAAUCCGCCUUCGCUAGUUGCUUAGCACGACACAAUACUUACCUGCAAGAAAGCACUACCCAUCGGGACAUCGGUCACGUUUCUACAAUACACGACCUCAAGCUUCUGCUGUUGAGAUUCGCUCAAGAAAAGUCGUUCCACGAAGAUACCGGAGGUGGUGGACCUCAGAGUAACAUGUACAUGAUCCCAUACCUCAUCCAUGUCGCACUAUAUGUUAUCAACACAACUAGAGUGGCAAAAAGAGAAGAAGGCUCUUUGACUACUUAUCUGGAUACCUCGAGUUCUGAGAAAAUGGUGGAGUCUGCGUUUGAAACAGAGGGUCCCCUUUAUUGGGCGACGAUGUCCAUCCUCUUGCACUCUCACAACCAACGUAAGGACAAAAGGUUGGCACACCUAAGGAGGUUAAUUAUACUGGCUCAGGCCAGAGGUACCGGAUCUUCUAAAUCGUUGUCCGAUAAGAAGGAGAAAGAUUAUGCAUUCUAUAAACCCUACCUGGUGUUUUACGGACUGAUUGAUGGAAUUUAUAAGUAUUUGUUCAAGAAUGUGCCGCCAGCCUCCGAUGAGAAUUGGCCAAAUGUGUUAGCAGAUUUUAUUCGCCACAAUGAUGAGUUCUUGAUAAAGGAGUCUGAAAAAUUAUUGGCCGUGUACACUGAGGAAUUACUUCCUUGUACUUCUUUUGCUGAAUUCUGUGAUGUAACAGGUUUGCUGGAUGUCGUUACUACUCCCGAAACCUACAUAAGUGAUCUUCUGAAUGGAAUGUCGUAAUUAUUAAUAAAGAGUUUUAAUCCAAAAAGGCUGUAUUUAUUAUGAUUGCUUGCAACUUAGAGUAUCAGUUUUAUUUAUCUGUAUGUAAUAUUUGCUUGUUUGUUAUUUAAUUACUUUUAGAGUACUAAAUUAUUGUACUUUAAAUAUAUUGAUUGAAAUGGGAA
Molecule: messenger RNA, 16027 nt
Organism: Harmonia axyridis
Lineage: Eukaryota; Metazoa; Arthropoda; Insecta; Coleoptera; Coccinellidae
Gene: poe
Product: E3 ubiquitin-protein ligase UBR4
Exons: 28
Coding region: 348-15863 (5171 amino acids)
Molecular function (GO): zinc ion binding
Source: RefSeq, a predicted model, not a curated record